Medicago truncatula (barrel medic) is the source of this 3155-nucleotide messenger RNA. Its product is annotated as G-type lectin S-receptor-like serine/threonine-protein kinase At1g34300. The coding region runs from base 234 to 2747 and encodes 837 amino acids. The record is from RefSeq and is a predicted model, not a curated record. Gene Ontology annotation, molecular function: protein serine/threonine kinase activity; ATP binding. The transcript has a single exon. NCBI's taxonomy places the organism in Eukaryota, Viridiplantae, Streptophyta, Magnoliopsida, Fabales, Fabaceae. Gene Ontology annotation, biological process: protein phosphorylation; recognition of pollen.
AAAAUUAAACAAACAAAACAUAAACAAAAAGUAAAACAAACCAACAGAAAUGAACCUCCAUCUCCAUUUAGUCAAGACAAGAGCCAAGUCAAAGUCUUCUCUUUCCCACACUCUUUCACAACAACAUUUCAUACAAACAACAAAUGCAUCCAACAACAUUAACAACAACAACACAUUCACAUAAUUCCCAUUGAAACAAAAAACAUCAUCAAAAAAACCAAACAAAACAUAACAUGUACCUUAAAAUCUUUCUAUUUUUAGCCUUUAUUCUCUUUGUUGCCGCCACCGUCACCGCCGUCAACCCUGGCGACACCCUCUCCGCCUCCACCAACCAAUCAUGGUCAUCACCAUCCUCCACUUUCUCCCUCCGUUUCAUCCAAACCACCCCACCAACAACCCCUCCUUCCUUCCUCGCCGCCGUAGUCUACUCCGGUGGAGCUCCAGUUGUCUGGACAGCUGGAAACUCCAUCGCAGUUGACUCCGGGGGCUCCUUUCAGUUUCAAACCAACGGGAAUCUCCGUCUUGUCAACGGCUCAGGCGCUGUGAAAUGGGACAGCAACACAACAAGGUUGGGUGGUACAUCAGUUAAAAUUCAAGAUAGUGGCAAAUUGGUCAUUUUGAAUGGGACAAAGGAAGUUUGGUCAAGCUUUGAUCAUCUUACAGAUACCCUUUUGCCAUCUACAAAUUUUAGUGUUGGUAAGGUAUUGAAAUCUGGUGAUUAUAGUUUUAGUCUUGCAAAGAUUGGUAAUUUGAGUUUGAUUUGGAAUGAUAGUGUAACUUUUUGGACACAUGGUUUGAAUUCAUCUGUUAAUGGUAGUUUGAGUAAUCCUGUUUUAGGUUUGUCGCCUAUUGGGAUUUUGCAGCUUAGUGAUGUGAAUUUGAGUACACCUGUUCCUGUUGCUUAUAGUAGUGAUUAUGCUGAUGCUGGGAGUGGUGGGAGUGAUGUUUUGAGGGUUUUGAAGUUGGACAGUGAUGGGAAUUUGAGGAUUUAUAGUACUUCUAGAGGGAGUGGGAGUCCGAUUGCGAGAUGGGCGGCUGUUCAGGACCAGUGUCAGGUUUAUGCUUUUUGUGGGAAUUAUGGUAUUUGUAGUUAUAAUGAUACGAAUCCGAUUUGUGGGUGUCCUUCGGAGAAUUUCGAAGUGAAUGAUGGUGGAAAAGGGUGUAGGAGGAAGGUGGAUCUUGCUAAUUGUCGAGGGAAUGAGACUAUGCUGGAGUUGGAUCAUACACAGUUUUUGACUUAUCCUCCUGAAUCCUUGUCGCAGUCGUUUUUCAUCGGUAUAUCGGCGUGUCGAGGGAAUUGUCUCUCUGGGUCGGGUGCUUGUUAUGCUUCUACGUCUUUGUCGGAUGGAACGGGGCAAUGUUACAUUAAAUCGGUGGAUUUAGUUAGUGGUUAUCAUAGUCCUGCUUUACCUAGUACUUCUUAUGUCAAAGUUUGUCCGCCGUUGGCUCUGAAUCCACCACCUACUUCUGGGGAGACGGUGAACGAGAAGAGUUCGAGUGUACCUGGUUGGGUUGUUCUAGUUGUUGUUUUGGGUACCCUUUUAGGCGUGGUUGCUAUUGAAGGUGGUUUAUGGUUUUGGUGUUGUAGAAAAACUGCAAGGUUUGGUGUAUUGUCGGCUCAAUACGCUCUUCUUGAGUACGCUUCUGGUGCGCCGGUUCAGUUCACAUACAAGGAGCUUCAGCGCUCUACAAAAAACUUCAAGGAGAAGCUCGGAGCCGGUGGAUUUGGUGCUGUGUAUCGAGGAAUUCUUGUUAACAAAACUGUUGUUGCAGUAAAACAACUUGAAGGAAUUGAGCAAGGUGAGAAACAGUUUAGGAUGGAAGUUGCAACUAUAAGCAGUACUCAUCAUUUGAAUUUGGUGAGACUUAUCGGCUUUUGCUCGGAAGGACGCCACAGGCUUUUAGUCUACGAGUUCAUGAAAAACAGUUCCUUAGAUAACUUUUUAUUCCCAAAAGAAGAGCAAUCGGGAAAGCUGUUGAAUUGGGAGUACCGGUACAAUAUUGCACUUGGCACUGCUAGAGGAAUCACAUACCUUCAUGAGGAGUGUCGUGACUGCAUAGUCCACUGUGAUAUCAAACCUGAAAACAUUCUCUUGGACGAUAAUUACGUCGCUAAAGUCUCGGAUUUCGGUCUUGCAAAGCUCGUUAAUCCAAAAGACCAUAGACACAGGACUUUGACAAGUGUACGAGGAACAAGAGGAUAUUUAGCCCCUGAGUGGAUUGCAAAUCUUCCGACAACAUCGAAAUCUGAUGUUUACAGCUACGGCAUGGUCUUGUUAGAGAUUGUGAGCGGAAGGAGGAACUUCGAUGUCUCCGAGGAAACAAAUAGGAAGAAAUUUUCCACUUGGGCCUAUGAAGAGUUUGAGAAAGGUAACAUCAAAGGAAUUUUGGACAAAAGACUCGCAGACGUAGAAGUCGAUACCGAGCAAGUUACAAGGGCAAUUCAAGUAUGCUUUUGGUGCAUCCAAGAGCAGCCGUCUCAACGUCCAGCGAUGAGCAAAGUUGUUCAAAUGCUAGAAGGAGUAAAAGAAAUUGAGAAGCCAGCUCCUCCUAAGUUUGUUGCUGAAGGACCUGUUAGUGGAACCAGCACCUAUAUUAGCAGCAAUGUAAGUGCAUUUUCCACAGUUGGAGCCUCACCAAAUGUUCCUUCGUCAUCUUCAUCAAUCCAGACUAGUGGUGUUUCAAACUUUGCCUCGGGAAGAAAUCCUGAGAAGGCAAGUUCAUCCCUUUUACAAUCAGAUCAAUGAAUUUGGAUUCCCUGCAGUCGCCAAAAUUCCUCAUUCACGGACUCACCACAAAAUAAAUAACUUCUUGAAAUUUGCACCAUUCAAUCUUGAUCCAAUGGUCACCAACGUGGUGACAGUGUGAAUGCCGGAUUUUGGCGACUGCCUUCAUUCUUUUAUGAGCACGGUCACAUUGGCUAGGGAUUUGUGUUGGAACAGCAGAAGUAAGUUUUGCUGCCCAAAUUUAAUGUAUAAUAUAUAUUCUGUAUGUUAUUUUUAUUUUUUCUACAUGAUGAUCAUUAUAUACUAGUUUAAAAUAGGAGAUUGCAAAUUUAUAGUUGAAAUAAUUAUUUGUAUUCAAUUCCUGAAAUUUCUGGUUAUUGUGUAUGUCCAUAUGAUGCAGCAGAAGCUAUAUAUCAAGACUACUUUGUU